GCGGAGGAGGGAAGCGUGUCUCAGCUGGGAUCAGGGAGCAGCGGGGCGAGGCGGCGGGCGGGGGCUCCUCCUUCCAUCGCGAAGCUUAAGGGUGCUGUUUCUUCUACUUCUGCCUCCCUUCCCUCCCCCAUCGUAUAGGGAGCAGGGGACUCGAGGGAGGGGAGCAGCCCCCACACCACCCUGUUGGGAGUAGGGGAGGGUUUGGGACUCGCCCCAGGAAGAGCUGAGGGAGGAGGGCAGCGUGGCUCGAGCUGCGAGCCCCGCGUAAAUAGCAGGCACAACAUGGCGGCCCGGCAGUGACUGGGCAGCUGCACUUCCUCGCCCUCGGAGCGGGGUUUUCCCCCGACAUGCAGCCAGGAUUCGGUGUCCGAAUCUGGUGACUAAACCCUUGAAUUUAGGGCAUUUCUCCAGUAGGUGGACAGUGCAAUCAAUAGAGAGGACGUGAGUGGGGAGAUCUCGUGGAGAGUUGGGUUUUUCUAUGGGAGUAGUCUAAAAGAAAAAUGAGGUUAAGUUUCCACAACGCAAAUCGUCUGCCACCGAAGGGCUAAGUAUAGUGACCUUUAAAUAUAAGUUAAAGCUAUUUCCCCAGUGCGGUCCCUGUGAGUGAUUGAGGGGUGGGGGCUCCCUUAUAUCGUAAAAAAGUUUCUGGGUGAAAGGUGAUAAUCUCCUUCGGUUAGAGAAGUGUGUGUGGUGGUGAUGGGGGGGUUGUUUUGCUCUGCCUCGUUAGAGAAAAUUCCGUGGGCUUUGGAUAAUCUGUUUGGAUUUUAGGUCAUCUGUGCCCCGAGUAGCACUAGUGUUGUGUGCAUAUUUAAUUUAUUUUGGCUAGAGAGGUUUGUUGGUUGAGGAUGUGGUAGAAGAAAUUCUGCCUGUAGAAACUGCAGCAGCCUGUAGGAUCCUAACAUGGCGUCUGAAAGGCACAUGAUAUAAAAAGGGAAAGAGGAGGCUCCCUCUGAGCCCAGCCCAGGCAGUUGCUGACAUCAGUCAGCCGCUGUACAUGCAUGGGGGUUUGCAGCACCUUUCUAGCGAGCAUUUUAGAAGAAAAGGGUUCUUCUUUCAAUCCCCCCCCACCCCGUAUUCGUGCCAGCCACCCCUCCCCCGUUGUUUCCCUUGCUCCCUCUGAUCUCAGGUGUUAAAAGGCUUUUUUCUUUGGCUUUAAUCGUGGUUUAUAAUGGUGAGAAUUGUACUAUCUAAUAAUGGGGGUGGGAAACAUCUUUUAAGAUACUUACUCUAUCUUUCUAUCAAUGCAGGAUGUCUUUUUAGUGUGCCACAGACCUCUUCCAGUCUAGUUUUAAAUGCUGCCAGUGGCUGAGUUUUGCCAUUCCUUGGGGAGGUGACCUCAUAAUCUAAUAGCUCUCACCAUUAUAUCUCCUAAAGGGCAGUGGAUGUGUAUAAAAUGAUUUGUGAUGAAUAACAAUGCUGUCAAUUUUUUUUUUCAUUUCUGGGUGAUUUAGAACCUGCCCUGAAGUGUGGGGUUUUUUUUAAAGAUGUCUUAAAACCUGUAUCAUUGGUUAGUUUUGCCUAGUUACUGUUGAUGACUGUAGUUUAUUGAAGGCAAGUUUUUAGUUGUUUCUGGGAAAGUGAUCUCCUUUACUAAGCCACUUUUAAAAAGUGUUGCCUGGAGACAAUUUGUUUAGUGUAAAACCUGAGUGGUCUGCUUUACAAUUUAAUAAAUGGUUCUGAAAUGUGUGACUGGUAUUAUAAAAUUUGUAAAUAAAAAGUGUGAAAUAUGUAUUUGUCUUUUUAUUUACCAUUGUAUAGUGCAGAAUUUGUUUCCAAGACCCUUUUUGUAUAAAAAGUUCCUUUUUUUUUUUUUUAUAAAACAAAUUUUUUUACAAGUUUGUGACUUGGGGUUCAACUGCCAGAUAUUAUUUUAAACUUGAAAUCUUUUAGGAAACUAAUAAAAAAGAGCCACACAUUUCCAACAAUAGCUUUCCUACGUUAUUUGAAGGAACAGUGGGAGUUUUGUAAAGAAGUCUUUAAUUUAUGCUGAUGAGCUCAGAGUUAGUGUUCUUCUGUGUGCUGGUGAUUAUGCGGCGCCUCCCUGCCUUUUGAUUAGUGUCAUGUGGGCAUCUUUCGUGCUUUGGGGUGUUGCAGAGACCUCCUAAAAACAAAAUAAUUCUGGUGUGGGAUUCCCUUUUGUGGUUAUUGAAAUACGAGCUAGAUACCUUGACAUAAUAAACACUUCCAGAAGAGAAGACUUAACUAUUCCAACCAUAUUUAAGUUUGCGUUGCUUAAAAUGUGACACCUGAAUAGCUUAUAUUUGAAGCAGGGUACGCUGCUGAGCUGCUAAUUGUGCUCCAUAGUUGGAAGUCGGCUUCCUUACCUAGAUGGUGGUGUUUGCGUGUUUGAUUGGUGUUAACAGUCUGAUGCAUGAUGAAAGUGACAGUUAAACUUUAUUCAGUGCUUUUGCUACUAAUGGUUCCCCAGCAUCUCAAACUUACAGCUUAGCCGAGUGCAGUGAGCUACUUUCAUGCAUUGGUGAAAUGGAAGAAUUUAACUCGGGGAGUAGCUCUUGGGCAUAGGUACUUCUAGGACAGCUCUUUGUGUCCCUAACACAGCUGACUAAAAGUCAGAAAUGGUGCGCUGUCAUUUUGUUAUAAAGGAAGACACUCAGAACUGGAGUGUUUCUAAUGUGCCAUUGGUGCAGACUGCUUCAGAGGAAGCCAGUAUUCCACAGAUACUUAAAACAGCUGCAGAUCCACAGUCUUCUAUGUCUGAGACUGAAGUGAUGCUUUUUUCUAACACUUGCACAUUGGGUUGUUUACAGUUCAGUAUUGCAUCACAGUGUGAAGUUGGCUUCUAAUGUGCUGCAAUUAAUUUUAGCUAACUUAGCUGGGUUUUUUUGUCUUUCUGUGUACAAAAUGCAUCACCUGGCUGAUUCUGCUUUUUCCCAGUAUGUUCGAAGGCAGUGACACCCUCCCGCCCCCUUCUGCCCCCAACUAACAAGGAGUUCUGCCCUCUUCAAUAAUAACUUUCAGGUCAUGGUAAACUAGUACACUUUAGAGGGUGAGGAAGCGCUCUGCCCAUGUAAAAAUACCGUUGAGUGGGUGCCCUGUGAACCACCUUAAAGGGGAAGGAAUUGGAUUUAAAAUGGUGAAGAAAAUGAGCAAUGAGUGAAGUUACUCUGCUUUUAUCCCGAGUUUACCAGAUGGUGAAUGGAGCUUAAAGUAUUACAAGUGGAUGCUCUUCCAAGGGGGUCAUGGUCAACGCACACUGCUUGUGUUGUCUUUCAUGUCCUCUUCAACAAGUCUGUGUACUUGCUGAUUUUUUUUGAGCUUUGCUGUGCCUUCUGCUUUGUGAAAGCUACUGGCAGGCAUUAAAAUCGCUUUUAGUGGUCCAGUACUGCUUUCUGUAAAUUGGAAGUUGCUGUAGCGGUCCAGGGUCACCACACUUCUAUCACACAAACUUGGUACGAGUUUUGAAAAAGGAUUUAAAAAAAUCCCAACCAAAAACAAACAAACCAGAAAACCAAGCCUCCUGUAGCAAAGCUGUGUCCAGAGUUUGAAGACAACCUUCUAUGAAAAUGGUGGUUGCAGUUCCUGAGCUUGUCUGUGCGUUUAACCAGUCGACCAGAUGACUGAGUUUUGACUGGAUUUGGAACUCUGUUCUGACUGUGUUUUUGCAUGCACUCUGGAAAUCAGAACCAUCGCCAUCUGCAAAUGCCAAGAGAGAAUGGGACUCUCUGCUAUAUCCAGUUGGAUUACAGUGAAAUAAUUGCAACCUAUUCUACGUGUAAUUUACGAAGGACUGUGAUAAUCAACAUAUAAUUUACAGCUACAGAAGUUCACUGAUUUGGGCUGCUUUCCAGAAGUCUAAUUUGUGUUCUAUGAAAUCCAGAAAAAUCCAUCCAGGAGGUUUGAAUUAUAAACUAUUUUUAGAAGUUCCUUGAAGUGCUGACGAUGGUUUCCUGCUAAGUUACUUCCUCAAGGGAAAGGUUACACUCAGUAUACUAGUGGCAAUACUGUCUCAUGGGCUUCUUUUUUUCCUCUUUUUUUUUUUUUCCCUCUUUUUCCAAAGCUUUGAUACACAAACAAAUUAACUUAAGGUGUUCCUUUAUUUUUUUUUCUUUUUUUAUUUUUUUUUCUUUUUUUGGUGAUAGACCCGCUGCAUUAUGCUUUGAACGGAGUGUCCAUUUUUCAGAUUAAGUUUUUGUAUAAACCAAAAUCCCAAGACAAAUCCCUUGGUAUUUAUAGUGGCAACCAAAAAGAGAGGUCUGUAUUUCUGGGAUUGGUAAUCCCUUUAUUUGAAAUGGUUAAAGUAUGUUUUUGUUGUACUAAACUUCUCAGUUUCUUCUUAUUACUCCAGGCUCCUGCAUCAGAGAAGCUACCCGUUAUGUACCUAAUGGAUUCCAUUGUCAAGAAUGUGGGAAGAGAGUAUCUCACUGCAUUUACUAAAAACCUAGUUGCAACAUUUAUUUGUGUAUUUGAAAAGGUGGAUGAAAAUACUAGGAAAAGUUUAUUUAAAUUGCGCUCCACAUGGGAUGAUAUUUUUCCUUUGAAGAAACUAUAUGCACUUGAUGUCAGAGUCAACUCAUUAGAUCCUGCCUGGCCAAUUAAACCUCUGCCCCCAAAUGUGAAUACUUCUAGCAUCCAUGUGAAUCCUAAGUUUUUAAAUAAAUCGCCAGAGGAAUCUAAUGCACCUACCUCUGCUGUCACUUCUGGUGCCUCUACUCCUCCAGCUGUUCCUGAAAUACAAAAGAAUUUGACACAGGAGCAACUGAUAAGGCAGCAAUUGCUUGCAAAGCAAAAGCAGUUGUUAGAACUUCAGCAAAAAAAACUUGAGCUGGAGCUGGAACAGACUAAAGCACAGUUGGCUGUAUCUCUUAGUGUUCAGCAGGGAUCAUCUAGUAUAGCUUCAGUUCCAGCACCUUCCAAGCAACACGUGUCUCCCACACCUCAUAUGACAGUUAAACCACCUCAUCAGGCUGCUGUGCAAUCUGAAAAAAUCAAACCAUCCCCAAGUCCUCCACUUCAUGACAUCAAAAUAGUGAACAGGGAUCCUCGGCUUAAUAGGAUGGGUCAACAUUCUUCUCAUACUAAAGAUCAACCUCAUAGGAAAGAAUUUUCUCCAAGUCUGACCAGUCAGUCUGAGACCAAGGGAAACAAAACAGCACAGGCUGAAAAACAGAACUCAACAAAGUCAGAAAAAUCAAAAUCAAGUGAAAAAACCCAGAAGAAAGAACUUGAACAGUCCAAAGCAAAAUCUAAAUCACCAUCCCCUUUGAAAAAUAAGCUGCCUGAUACUAAAGACAAUAAAAGCCAGGAAUGUGAAAGCACUAAGGUUUCUGACAUCAGUAAGCGGGAUCCAAGACUGAAAAGACACCUUCAAGAUAAGUCGGAGGGGAAGGACGAGGAGGUCAAAGAAAAGAGGAGAAGUACAGAGAAGAAGGAAAAAGAGGAGCAUAAGACAUGUGAACACAGACCAGUGGGGAGCAGAAAUAAAGUAAUUAAUGGUGCUGUUCAGAAACAAGACACGACGACAGAGGAGUCAGAAAAACAGGGUGGAAAACAAGGAAGAUCAAGUAGUAGAAAGCGGUCACGGUCACGGUCUCCUAAGGCAAGAUCACCCUCUACACAUUCUCCAAAAAGACGAGAGAGGAGAUCACCUAAAAGAAGACUUCGGAGUCUAUCUCCCACUUCAUCAACUCCUAAAAUUGGAAAGAUACGUCAGAUAGGCCCUAAGCAGUCUCAUGUUGAAGAAGGCACACAAGCAGCAAGAGACGAAAGAAAUUCUAAUAAGAGAAAUGUUAAACAAGAGGUACGUGAUCCAAGGAGAUUGAAAAAAGCCCAAGAAGAAAGACCCCAAGAGACAGCCACCCAGCAUUCUGCAAAAGCUUCUCCAGAUCCAAAGGAAAACGCAGAAAACUGGCAGGGAUCCAAAUCAGGCAAGAGGUGGAAAUCUGGUUGGGAAGAAAGUAAAAACUCACAGCAGAAUGAUGAACACCAAGCACUUGUUAAAUCCCCUCACCAAAGACAUCGGGAAAACUGGCCUGCUGGAAAAGGAAUUCUUUCACCCCGAGCACCGAAGCAGCAGCACCGGUUAAGUGUGGAUGCCAAUUUACAGAUUCCCAAAGAAUUGACAUCUGCAAGUAAAAGAGAAUUACUUAAGAAGGCUAAUGACCGCUUAACAUCUGGUGAAAUAACACAGGAUGAGUUUCUCAUGGUAGCUCAUCAGAUCCGACAGCUGUUCCAGUAUCAGGAAGGAAAGCACAGAUGUAAUGUCUGGGAUAGCCCUACAGAGGAAAAAUGUGGCUUGAAAAAGAAACCUCUUCUAUCGGAUGCAGAAUUAACAUAUUAUGAACAUAAAGCUAAGCUAAAAAGGACACAAGUUCAGCAUUCAUUGUCAAGGCUUGAUCUGUUGGAUCCUGAUGAUAUUUUGGAUUAUCAUAUACCUGAUGCAUUGCUUUCUGGAAUAGAAUGUGAGCAGACAAAAGCCAAGCGGGGGGUACAGUUUGACAGAAAAGAACCAUUUGCAGAAAGAUCAAGGAGACACUCUCCUGUAAGUGGCACUACAAGACCUUUUGCUGAAAACCUCUCACCCCUUGAGAGUCGACGAAGACUUGAAGAGCAGCGUGCUACUAAAGGAGCAAGAGGUUCUGAUCCUUAUGACAGCUGGGGAGAAUCGGAUGAAUUUAGAGAUGCUCUCAGACAACAGGGGAAAAGUACAGCAGAGUUCCAAAAAAUAGAUGGGGAUGCACUUUGUAGGUUUGAUAGUCGUGAAGAAAGACAGCUUCUUGGGCAAGCUGGUGUUCGAGAGGAACCAAGGUCACCAUUCACUGAACGUUUCAAAAGAGCUAGGUAUGAGGAUCCAGAGAAAGCACCAUUUCCAGAAAGUCCAGGAUCAAGAUUUGGAGGUAUUGAAGCAAAGCAGAGGAUAAGUGCACUGAUGGAAGACAGACCUCUAUUUGAUGGCUCACCUAGACCAACUGCUGCAAGGGUUGGGGUAGAUGGACAAGGAAGUCCUUUUGUUGAUGGUCCUGCUGCUGGUUCAAGUUCCAGAAUUGAUGGGCCAGCUGGACAGGCUGCUAUGAGAUUUGAGGGGCCUUUGGUGGGGACAGGUGCAUCUCAGUUUGAUGGACCACUGGCAGGAGCAGGGGGAGCUGGAGCCCUAAGAUUUGAUGGGCCACCAGGACAGCUGGCAGGGGCCCUGAGAUUUGAAGGACCCCCCGGUCAGGUUGGUGGAGGAGGUCCGCUGCGGUUUGAGGGACCUCUUGGGCCUUUGCGGUUUGAGGGGCCUGCAGGGCAGCCUGUAGGUGGUCCUAGAUUUGAAGGCCCUGGAGUUGGUCUCAGGUUUGAGGGUCCUCAUGGUCAGCCUUCAGGUGGUCUCAGGUUUGAGGGGCCUCAUGGUCAACCUAUGGGGCCUCGGGGUCAACCAGGGGGUGGUCUCAGGUUUGAGGGACCCCAUGGUCAACCCUUGGGGCCUCAUGGUCAACCAGGGGGUGGCCUCAGGUUUGAGGGGCCACAUUUACAGCCAGUGGGGCCCCAUGGACAACUUGGAGGUGGCCUCAGAUUUGAGGGGCCACAUGGUCAGCCCAUGGGGCCACAUGGACCAUCAAGUGGUGGGCUCAGAUUUGAGGGGCCACAUGGACCAUCGGGUGGUGGACUGAGAUUGGAAGGAUCUCGUGGUCAGCCGGGUCUAGGUCCUAGGUUGAUUGAUGGACCAGUACACCAGGGAGCUGGUGGACUUAGAUUUGAUGGUCCUCUUGGUCGGGCUGGUCCAAGAUUUGAUGGCUGUCAUGGAGCUGGAUUUGAUGGUCAGCCAGGACAGCUUUCUCUCCUGCAAAGAUUUGAUGGAAUUCAUGGACAGCCUGGUCCAAGGUUGGCACCUGGUCAACAGGCACAAGCAAGAUUUGACACAGCCAUACCUCAAAGAUUUGAUGGACCUCACCAGCCAGCCUCUAGGUUUGACUUGCCCCUUGGCCUUCAGGGUGCACGUUUUGAAAAUGUAGCUAACCAUCCUGCCUCAAGACUAGAAAUGUCACCAUAUGGACAAGGUGGUCCGUUUGUUGAACAUCCUGGCCAGGGCUACAAUGGACCAGCUCAUGGAAUGCAGUUCCAGAGACCUGAUAUAUUUGAUGGUUCACCUGGACCAAACUUCAAUGGGCCAGGUGGCCCAGGAGCCCAGAACUUCCCACUGAGAGCAGCUGGACAUUACUUUGAAGAAAAAGGUCUCCAGGGUCCUCAAUAUGGAAAUUUCAGUAAUAUGCCGAUGGGAGGUAAUCAGGUUUCUCUCAUGUCCGCUCAACCAGGACCUUAUGGUCAAGGUCAGCAGUAUUUGCCAAAUCCUGGAAAUUUUGUCCAGAACCCUGCAGGAGCCCUUUCCCAUUCAUAUCCCGAUAACCACCUUGGACAGGUUGAUGUGAAUGAAUUGUUUGCUAAACUGCUGAAAACAGGGAUACUCAAAUUGUCUAAAACUGAUUCCGCUUCAGCACAAGCAAACGAAGCAUCGGCCCAGCCAACUGCUGAAGAAGAAGAUGAUGAUCAGAAUGAAGAUCAAAAUGUUCCAGACCUCACUAACUUCAUAGUUGAAGAACUUAGACAGCGUUACGAUAGUGUUAUAAAUCGGCUGUACACUGGAAUUCAGUGUUACUCCUGUGGAAUGAGAUUCACUACUUCACAGACAGAUGUUUAUGCAGAUCAUUUAGAUUGGCAUUAUCGCCAGAACCGGACAGAAAAAGAUGUUAGCAGAAAAAUUACACACAGGAGAUGGUACUACAGUUUAACAGACUGGAUUGAAUUUGAAGAAAUAGCAGAUCUAGAGGAGCGUGCUAAAAGCCAGUUCUUUGAAAAAGCUCAUGAAGAGGUUGUGUUGAAGACGCAGGAAGCUGCGAAAGAGAAGGAGUUUCAGAGUGUCCCAGCUGGGCCAGCUGGUGCGGUCGAGAGCUGUGAAAUUUGCCAAGAACAAUUUGAACAGUAUUGGGAUGAGGAAGAGGAAGAGUGGCACCUGAAGAAUGCCAUCAGGGUAGAUGAAAAGAUUUACCAUCCAUCUUGUUAUGAAGAUUACCAGAAUACAUCAUCAUUUGAUUGCACACCAUCUCCCAGCAAGACUCCUUCAGAAAAUCCACUAAAUAUAAUGUUGGACAUUGUUAAACAAGAAACAGAAGAGUCCUGUGACUCACCUAAAAUCAAAGAAGAACCUGAUGACACCCCUCCUGCCUGUGCAGAAGAGAGCACACCUGCAUCUACAGAAAUCAAAACAGAACCUGAGGAGUCUGUUUAAAUAAACUGCGGUAUGAUUUUUUUUUUUUUUUUUUUUACAGAAGAGCUGCUGUGUUAAUUCUGGAAGGCAAAUACUUUUUAUAUGAAUAAAAAUGUCCAACUGAGGCAGGGCCUCAACUACUGUUUGGUUAAUAAAUACAUUUUUGUAUUUGAAAUUUCUUAUUGCCUGCACAGUUUCAGGUGUCAUUGUGUGAAAGUUCUGUAGAUGCGUGAAAAUUUAAUGGUAUAUGUAAAAAUGUAAAAUUUUCACUUGUUGAAAUGUAAAUUAUAAAUAAAAGAUAUUUUUGCUAUAUAUGGAGUGUAAUGUUUAUGCACACCAUCAAAUAAAGACAGUGUUUAUGUA
This is a messenger RNA of Cyanistes caeruleus (blue tit), 9562 nucleotides long. Lineage: Eukaryota; Metazoa; Chordata; Aves; Passeriformes; Paridae. The record is from RefSeq and is a predicted model, not a curated record.